AUGAAAUUUUGGUUUUUCCAACAAACCAUAUUCUAUAUUGCCAUCACCCUCGUGAGAAAGAUAGCUUGUUCCUACAAAAAUGAAAACAUAGAAGAGUUGAAAAAAAUCAUAAACAAUGCGGAACUGUACACUAACCUGGAGAAGCUGGAGAAUAUGAUUCUGCAGACGCUGGAACAAGAUACGUUGAAGUUACCCAUCCUGAGGCAUGAUGUUCGGAGGUACCUUGAUUUGGACAAAUUUAAAGUUAUCCCAUAUAAGACAGCAAAUCAACAUGAUCGUGAAUACGUUAUCCCGACUGCCCAGUCGGAAGCGGAAGACAUCAUAAAAUAUGAACAUGCGUUAAAAACACAAGUUACCCUCGAAUACAAACACGAAAUCUCAGAUCUGAUUAAGAAGAAAAUUCUAAUUGUAAGGACGCUAAAAAUUAUUAAAAUUAUGCAAAUUCCUAUGAAAGAAUAUAAAAACAGCUCUAAACUUAGCGAGGCUUUGCUCCAGUUGAAUAAUAUAUUCACCAACCAAAAUGACCCAAAGAAUGAUGACGAAGUUGGUACCCGUAUGAUGAAGAAACGAAUUUUUGGAAAAACAGGAUUCUCAGGAAAGGGCAUCCGAAAGAGGAUAGCUCUCUACAUGCCGAUAGACUUCCAGAUGGACAUUAUCAACUACAACGAUUUGCUCUUCACCUACCAUCCCAAUAUUGAUCUGAUGAAGAAGCUGGAUCGCAAGGCCAACUACUUCGACAUCGGUAUAUUCAAUUAUGUGGGAUCGCAUUUCAUAGCCCUUGGACACUUCAUCGUUCUCAAACUGGCCCACAAACACUACAACAAAUUCUUCGAAAUUGGGAACCUCAAGUUCCACAACUGGCAUAGCAUCCUCGGGUUCAACCACUCGGACAGAUACAAAGUGCUGGAUCUCCUCUGUGACGAAAGUAACUCUUACGAAGGAGAUAAAAAGAGAAGAGAACUCUACUUAAAAAACAAUAUAUCUUCCACUACAGAAGAAUGCACCGUGUUGGAGUUCCUUAUCCAUCACCUCAAUAAAUACCAAAUGGAGCUAUUCACAAAUGCUUCCAAGCUGAAUUUAAACCUACAAAUGUUAAUGGAAAAUGCUCAUAUGAAAGAUAAAUAUUUUAGCUUCAUGUGCAAAGAGGGUACCGGUAAGCCGUGUUCCAUUUAUGAUGGCCCUAAGUUUAAAGAAGGGGAUCAACAGGAAAUGCCAUUCGUAGACACAGAUAACUAUACCUUCCAAGCGAACACACUGCUCUCCCCGGUAAAGGACAAUCCUUAUGACAUUUAUACAAACUAUCUCAACUUUAUAAAGUACUAUAACGAGUUUAAUAGGGACCAUAUUCUGUACAUCCACCUGCUUAACAUGAUCGGCCUUUAUAAUGGAGAUAUGGGUGCCUAUGUCAGCUCUCUCUACCUACCAGGGUAUUACAACGCGAUACAACUGGCUUACGAAGACAACCAAACAAUGAAGGAGCUCUCUGAUAACCUCGUAAAAUGUGUCGAGAUGUGCUACAGUAGAACCAUGCAGAACAAAUCCAUUGCCUUCAAAAUCAGCUCCCUAUUUAAAAACAAAAAGUUCGAUUCUUCCAAGUGCAACUUAUGUGAAGGAACCCUCUUCUACAUUAACAACCAAGUGCAGGACAGCAUGUCCAUGUUGCAAAAGUACAACGGAUACAUGACCAAGGUGCUCAAGGUGAACGUUAUAAGCCACCUCAUUAGGUUUAUGAAUGUAUAUGAAGAGUACAACAGUUUCCUAAUGCACGAUCUGAACUGGUUUACGUUCCUGCUCCUGUUUAGGAUGACUACAUAUAAAGACAUCGGGCAGUACAGCAUAUCCAACGCCAUGUAUCUGGACAUACAAGAUGAAGACACGAGGAAAAAAACCAUGGUGACGUACCACUGGUAUCCCUCCUACUUGAAGAAGUACAUCACGAACCGCACGAGGAAGAACGAGGCAGUGCACCUGCUGAAAGAACUCGAAAAGAUGAUAGACAACGACAUCAUAGAGAAGAUGAAGAAGUGCGUCCAGUUCGUAAUUCACGUGAACUCCAUUCUCCAGAUGGACUUCUUCUACUACCUGAACGAAACGCCCCUAGGCAUGCAACAUCCAUUUGGAUUAACCAUGGAAAUCGAAGGGAAAUUUACCGAGUGGUUUUCCAACUACAUGUACAGUUUCCCCUUAAUAAAUUACGAAGACCCCAAAGGAAGGUACAACAUGCCAAAACAACAAAAAAAGGGACAGUUCGUUGCGCCCAAAUAUAGUAAAUGGACUUUACACUUAAGGAAAGUAAUAGAACAAUCCUUUAUUAACCAGUUUAACCAAAAACACGUGAAGAACCUGUUCAAGCAUUUUGGCACAUACAACAUAAGUAACAAAAUUAUGCUACUCAGAGAUUCAUAUGAACUGUAUAUAAAAAAUUUUGAAAACAUUUACUUCCUUGGAGAUAUUAUGCUUUUGAGAAAAUUUUUCGGUGCUACUCCUAGGUCGAUUAUUUUCAGGCAGAAGAUGCACUACUUCCUUCACAACAUCUUUGGGAACCCCCUGAACUUUUACAAGUUCGGUCUAAUCUAUGGGUACACCUUCAACAAGGAUUACAUGAGAGACGUUGUGGAAGCCUUGCACGUGAUUUAUCAGAUGAACCAAGCCAUUUUUACUGAGAUGUCCUUCCUCCAGACUGUGCGCUUGCUCUUCAGGAAGAUUCAAUACAGCUUCUACUCGCACAGGCGGAACGACGACAUAAGCAUGAACAACAUCUUCUUCUUCAGCGUGCGCCCAGACUACUCCAAGCUGUCAAAGGAAGUCAGAGAGGAAGAAAUCCACCUAUCCAUGGCCUCCCGAUUUUACGAAAAAACCAUGUACACGCUAUUCCAAAUGAUGUUCGUUACACGCAUAAGCAAACACAUAAACAAGCUAGACAGAAAGUUUGGAAAUGCAAGCAUGCUAGGCCUGGCAGUGGAAGAGGAACCGGCACUCAAGUUUAAAUAUGUCUACUAUGGUAGUAUGUUCGAUAGUAUGCUAAAUGUCUUCUUCCCCAUGUUUAUAAAAAAGCCUGUCGUUCAGCUCAAGUACGGAAAAACCUUUGUCCUCGCCAACAUGUAUAAACUUGCAUCCGAACUGUUUGCCAUUUACAAUUUGAACAACUUGAGUACACUCUGCGAUUAUCAAUCCAUGACUAGUGCCAAUACCUACGUCUUCCAUAAGGCGAUGAAGUUCCUCGACAAAAAGUUUAUUCCCAUCGUCGUGGCGGCCUUCUUUAUGAAGAUCGACAUAGAGGCAAAGGAAGCGGCAACAGGAGACGGCUUCUGGAAGACGUACUACACUUCCCGCUUCGAGGGAGCAGGCAAGACGUCGCAACAUUUCGCUUACCUGUCCUUAUACACCGGUGGAAACAUAUUCAUGCGGAACCAUUUGUUCUUCCCGAACCCGCUGGGCCAAGAGCUGUCGAAGCAAACGGAAGGCCUCGUAAAUGGUCAACCAAGAGAAAAGCCAGAGACGCAUCGAAUCAGUGGACUUGUUUUAAUGGGAAUGGUCCACUCAUUGUCAAUUACCUUCUUCAUUUUUACUCUUCUGAGGUGGUAUGCCUUUUACGACAACGUCAUCUUCCUAAUACGAAGCACUUUCCGUGUUUUCGAUAGAUUCUACUCCAUCCUGGAAAAUUACGUGAACGUAUUCGUAAAAAGAAUGUACAACCGAAUUACAGCGGAUGUUCUGCUCAAGUCACUCAGACGGGCCUAUGACAGAGCCAAGAAUGAGGGCUACUAUGAGGAGAGUAUGAUGGCCCGACUUUACGACAAACAAUUUUCACUAAAGGAAGAAAGUCAUGAAUGUUCCGAACCACCUCCCGUCUUAACAGAAGUUGACAUAGAGUCUGUUCAGGAAAAUAGCGAUCUCUUCUACGUAGACAACGAGUCCAUGUUUGAAGACCUCGAUGACGAUGAGCAGUUCUUAAACCAGAGAGAUAUUAUUUUUUAUGAGGAUAAUGUUGACAAGAGGGGUGCUUACAAUUUGGUCCCACAAAGGGGUACGAAUUAG
This is a messenger RNA of Plasmodium coatneyi, 4038 nucleotides long. RefSeq names its product Cytoadherence linked asexual protein (Clag). The record is from RefSeq and is a predicted model, not a curated record. Bases 1 to 4038 code for a protein of 1345 amino acids. NCBI's taxonomy places the organism in Eukaryota, Apicomplexa, Aconoidasida, Haemosporida, Plasmodiidae. Gene Ontology annotation, biological process: adhesion of symbiont to microvasculature. The transcript has 9 exons.